AUGCUGAGUGAACCGGAGUGUCGAGUGCUAUCAUCCGCUUUUGACACAUUGGCAAAGGAUUUCGAUCCCAAAGAUGCAACAGUUUUUCUGGAAGGCUCUGGUCUAAUAACAACGGAUCUUGCCGAAAAAAUUGAAACCAGACCAACUCGGCUAGAAAGGUUAAGAGAAUUCUUACGGAUCUAUCGAAGAAGAGCCACGGACUGCGAGCUACUCAUAUCAUACUUCAAAUUCGCAGGUCAAGAAUAUAUUGCCAAUUUGUUGCAAACGGAUUUGGAGCAUGCUUUAGAUAGCAAUGAACGUUGCAGUAGCGUGCCUCGCUUUCCGCAUCAUCUCCGAUUACGCAAGUUGCUGGCAGGGCACGUACCUCGGGUGUGGCAACACGUAAAAAGAGAACACUUGCAAAAUAAUGUCGCCGAGGUGUUGAGGCAACGAGCCGAUUUAGGGUCUGUCCUUCGUACUUUUGCACUUUUUCUCUUUUUUUCGAACUAUACUUCUAAGCAUUUAUUUCGAAUCGGUGAUAUGGCUUCAAGAUUCUCGUUCUGGACGAGACCGUGCCCAUAUGUUGUUUCAGGAUCUUCUUCUUAUGUUAUGGGAUGAUGCUGACCUAGAUCCUCCGAAGCUGGAUGAUGUUUCUUCUGUGUACUUGCGCAAGCUGGUACUUUUUAAUAUUAAUUUCAUUCCUAG
Haemonchus placei is the source of this 684-nucleotide messenger RNA. The record is from the annotation of a GenBank genome assembly. NCBI's taxonomy places the organism in Eukaryota, Metazoa, Nematoda, Chromadorea, Rhabditida, Trichostrongylidae.